Molecule: messenger RNA, 1886 nt
Organism: Podarcis raffonei (Aeolian wall lizard)
Lineage: Eukaryota; Metazoa; Chordata; Lepidosauria; Squamata; Lacertidae
Gene: KCNRG
Product: potassium channel regulator
Exons: 2
Coding region: 595-1416 (273 amino acids)
Biological process (GO): negative regulation of delayed rectifier potassium channel activity; protein homooligomerization
Cellular component (GO): endoplasmic reticulum
Molecular function (GO): protein binding
Source: RefSeq, a predicted model, not a curated record
CCGAGAGUUCUUUGAGAACUCCAAUACCAAAUUGCUGCUUAUCUUAACAAAAAUUUUGAACUUGAUCCUAAGAUCAGCUUCUGUCCCCAAAGUGAAAAAUUCACCAUGUCUACUUAGAAUUAAGUCUUUACUCCCACGUAAAGGGUUAGGAUUGUAGCCCAAUAUAGGAAUUUACAAAUCUGUUUGCUUUCAGGACAUGCCUAUGUAGCUCCUUGAUCACAAAACUGAGCUAGAGUAGCAUUUGUGAAUAUCUGCCUCACAGAUAGGCAGCUCAUUUGGGUAGAUUGUUGUGGGUGAAGGAAGUAGGUCAUGAUCUGUCCUAAACUGGAUGCUAUUCUGGCCAGUCAGGAUCUCACUGGUUGACUUUCAACAUGUUUUUUUAAAAUGAUGCUUUAUUUCAGUUGCAGUAUUUUGGUUCCCAAGCAACCAACCCAGCCUUGUAAACAAAACUAUACACUUCAGCGUUGUUGCUGGGGAAUCCUGUCUGCUCAGCCUUUUUCUCCCAUAACACAGGACAGGAUUUGCUCUUUGCCUCUACGUAUGUAGUUUGGAGACACUGCCAGAAGACACUGUUUUCCUGUGGAGAAGAGAAAAAUGAACAAUCAAGAUGUGAGCAUUUUGAAUGUGGGAGGAGUGAAAUUCACAACAUGGCGUUCUACGCUACAGCAAUUCCCUGAAUCUAGAUUGGCAAGGAUGUUGGGUGGCAAUGACUUAGAAUGUAGGUUGGUGAAUGGCCAGUUCUUUAUAGACCGUGAUGGAGUUCUGUUCAGCUAUAUCCUGGACUUCCUAAGAACACGACAGCUUUCUCUGCCCAGUGACUUCUCAGACUACCAGAGGCUGCAGAGAGAGGCUGAUUUCUAUGAAAUUUACUCUCUGGCUGACCUUCUGAGUCCAGAAAGUUUGUUGAAACCAAAACUAGAGAUCUUGGAAAUACGAUUCUUGCUCCAAGAAAUGCAAGCUUUUUUCCGGGUAUUUGGCUCUUGUAGCAUCACUAUUGGUGAACUGGCUGGAAGAAUUACUGUAUUUUCAGAAAAGCUUGUUGGAACAACUUGGAAAAGCCAUAAUGACCCUUCACAGAAGUCGUUGAUUCCCCUUUCUUUGGAGAGGCCUUCCCAUCAUGAUGUCAUUUUCCAGUGUGGCACUGACUACAGUGACCAGUUUAUAGCAAGAUAUGUUUCUAUAAAACCUGAUCAGAGGAAAUUGAUUAAUGGAACUAAUGUGCUGGGCCUGCUGGUUGACUUAUUACUCAAAGAAGGAUUUCGUUUAAUAAGCACUAGGACUGUCUCGGCUGAAGAAAAAAUUGAAUGUUAUAGUUUUGAAAGAAAAAGGCAGCCAGACACCUUUUCCAUUAGUAUGUGCCAAACACAACAGGGCACCACUAUAUCACAGCCAAUCCAAGUGCACAAACGGAAAUGAAUAAUGAAGAUAUUUUAAGCCAAGUGUGAAAUUAACAAGGCUAAGAAUUAUUACAAUAGCAGCACACAUAUUUUUGCUGUCAAUAUACCCUAUUUGAUGGAUUUCUAAUACUGGAUAUUUGAAUGGUAAAUAUGGAACUUUGUCUAAAUUACUUCAUUAACUUAAAAUAACCAGAUACCCAAUUUUAUCACAUCCAAUGAAAAAACUUUUCUAUCUACUAUAUUUAUUUGCUUUUACCACAUGCUACUGGACCUAUUGCAAGGUAAAUCCAGAGAAGUAUACUUAUCCUCACAGAGAACAAGGGCAUCAUGGUCUGAAUGGUUGAUCCAAAAUAAGUGCACCAAGACAUUUCAUUUGCAAUUUCCAUAUUUAGCAAUCAUCUUGUAUCACAGCAUUGCAGUAAUCAGGAUUAUACUCCACGUAGAUUUUCUGGUUAGGAAAGGAACUGAAAUCUGUAAUCUUUGAUCUCU